Python bivittatus (Burmese python) is the source of this 820-nucleotide messenger RNA. RefSeq names its product intraflagellar transport 22 (gene IFT22). The record is from RefSeq and is a predicted model, not a curated record. Lineage: Eukaryota; Metazoa; Chordata; Lepidosauria; Squamata; Pythonidae.
GCAAUUCAGUUACAGACGAAGAUAAACUCUCCCUCGUCUCGCUCUGAGAGACGGUCAGCGCCGCCUCUUUCUUUCUCCCCGCCCAUAGCAACCGUGCUUAGCAACGCGCGCGGCUGGGUUAGGCGGCGCUGUCUGGAUCAUGUUUCCGGCCCUUUCGAGCCUAGGGUCGGUUUUCUACGCAAAGCCGAGGCUGUGCGGCCUAGUCCGAAGGGGAUGCUAAAAGUAAAAAUCCUUUUCGUGGGCCCCAGCGAGGCUGGAAAAUCUGUCUUAGCAAACUUCUUGUCAGAGACAAUUGAAGGUAUUGGCAGUUACAUCCCCACACAAGGAGUGAGGAUUUUAGAAUAUGAGAAGCCACAUAUGAAUGGAAACAGCAAAGGACCAGGAUGUCGGUUUGAACUGUGGGAUUGUGGAGGUGAUCAAAAAUUUGAGACUUGCUGGCCUGCUCUGAUGAAAGAUUCCCACGGUGUCGUCAUUAUUUUUAAUCCAGACUUGCCAAGCCAUGUGAAGGAAAUUGAGAUGUGGUACUCCUGUUUUGUCCAACAGCAACAAUUGCUUGAGAAUCAGUGCUUGCUCAUUGCACAUCACAAGCCGGGCACUGCAGGAGAUGUAGAGAAUCUCACUUUGCCUUCACCAUUGAACAGGCUGUCAUUGAUACACUCUAGCCUUGAAGAAGACCCUGAAGAUGUCCGGAUGGAAUUUGUGAAGUUCCUGAAGAAUAUUACCAAUUUGGUAAAUGAGAACCGGGACAGAGAGGAGAUGCUGAUUAUCAAUUAGUAGUUUGAUAAAUGUUGGAGAAAUAAAUAGCUGUCAAUAUGAAUAA